This is a messenger RNA of Phycomyces blakesleeanus NRRL 1555(-), 303 nucleotides long. RefSeq lists its product as hypothetical. NCBI's taxonomy places the organism in Eukaryota, Fungi, Mucoromycota, Mucoromycetes, Mucorales, Phycomycetaceae. The record is from RefSeq and is a predicted model, not a curated record. The transcript has 7 exons. The coding region runs from base 1 to 303 and encodes 100 amino acids.
AUGAUUGAAUGGCUCAUUUGUGUAUUAUCGAUUCAUUUUAUUAAUGUACAUGUUGAAAAUAUGCCAGAAAUUACCAGUUUUACGACAGUUAGAAAUGCUCAAAUCAAGUACACCGUUUUAACCUUUUUCACAACUUGCUUACCUUAUUCUAUGGAACAUCCUUACAGAAAGUAUCUUUAUUCAGUAAAAGUUGCGUCUAAAAGACGUAAGACCUUCCUUCCUACUGGUUCACUGGCGAAAUUUGUCCCCUCUCGGUCAGAAAGUAAUUUCUUGCGCGCAAUUGCCAGCAAUAUUGAAAUAUAG